GAAGACCAACUGGUGAAGCAUUUAUAAGCGGGUGGACGGAUUAAGCAGCUGCAGGGAGCGAAUAACCAGCAUUUUAGUUUAUCGGUCUCUUCUGUGGAGAAGAUACACCAAUUUCCUGCAAAAUGUCAGACAGAAGCCCCUUUGAAACGGAUAUGUUAACCCUUACUCGAUUUGUCAUGGAAAGGGGAAGACAAGCCAAGGGUACCGGAGAACUGACACAACUCCUCAAUUCCAUGCUGACUGCUAUAAAAGCCAUUUCUUCUGCCGUGAGGAAAGCUGGCAUUGCUCAUAUGUUUGGCAUUGCCGGAAGUGUGAAUGUAACUGGGGAUGAAGUGAAGAAACUGGAUGUCCUGUCUAAUGAUCUUGUGAUAAAUAUGCUGAUAUCCUCAUAUUCCACAUGUGGCAUGGUUUCUGAGGAAAACAAAGAAAUCAUUAUUACACCAAAAGAUAAGCAAGGUAAAUAUAUUGUGUGUUUUGACCCUCUUGAUGGUUCUUCCAAUAUAGACUGCUUAGCAUCAAUUGGAACAAUAUUUGCCAUUUACAGAAAGACAACAGAUACAGAACCCUGUGAACAAGAUGCUCUGCAGCCUGGACGAACCAUUGUGGCAGCUGGCUAUGCUUUGUAUGGAAGUGCAACACUUGUGGCGCUCUCGACUGGCCAGGGAGUGGACUGCUUCAUGUUAGAUCCUGGGCUGGGUGAAUUUGUUUUGGUUGACCAAAAUGUUAAAAUUAAGAAGAAAGGAAAGAUUUACAGUCUCAAUGAGGGCUAUGCAAAAUACUUUGAUCCUGCAAUAACGGAGUACUUACAGAACAAAAAGUUUCCUCCAGAUGGCAGUGCUCCGUACAGCUCCAGAUAUGUUGGUUCCAUGGUUGCUGAUGUUCACAGGACUCUGGUGUAUGGUGGAAUUUUCAUGUAUCCAGCAAAUGAGAAGAGCCCAAAAGGAAAGCUACGUCUGUUGUAUGAGUGUAACCCUAUGGCCUUUAUUAUUGAGCAAGCCGGUGGAAUGGCAACCACGGGAACUCAGCCAGUGCUGGAUGUUAAGCCGGAGUCUAUCCAUCAGAGGGUGCCACUAAUUCUUGGCUCUCCAGAUGAUGUUGAAGAGUACUUGGCCUGUGUGAGGAAACACCAGAAGAGCAGCUAAUUGUGUUUAACCUUUGUUUUUCAUUCAUGUACCUGUGUUUCUUACUCAUAAAGGAAGUUCUA
Messenger RNA from Hyla sarda, 1204 nucleotides. RefSeq names its product fructose-1,6-bisphosphatase isozyme 2. The record is from RefSeq and is a predicted model, not a curated record. The transcript has 7 exons. Bases 123 to 1142 code for a protein of 339 amino acids. Gene Ontology annotation, biological process: fructose 1,6-bisphosphate metabolic process; fructose 6-phosphate metabolic process; sucrose biosynthetic process. Gene Ontology annotation, cellular component: cytosol; cytoplasm. Gene Ontology annotation, molecular function: fructose 1,6-bisphosphate 1-phosphatase activity. Lineage: Eukaryota; Metazoa; Chordata; Amphibia; Anura; Hylidae.